Messenger RNA from Leptidea sinapis, 1866 nucleotides. Its product is annotated as putative transporter svop-1. The record is from RefSeq and is a predicted model, not a curated record. Gene Ontology annotation, molecular function: transmembrane transporter activity. The transcript has 11 exons. Gene Ontology annotation, biological process: transmembrane transport. Lineage: Eukaryota; Metazoa; Arthropoda; Insecta; Lepidoptera; Pieridae. The coding region runs from base 174 to 1772 and encodes 532 amino acids.
UUGUUAGUGCAUUUUUAGUCCACGCACGGCGCAGACGUGGCGCGGCACAGUUUAAAAAUAAACAUUUACGGCGCUCUAAAUUACCACAGAUAAAAUAUUCGAACGAUGGAACAAUAAAAUGGUGUCAAAGUCACGUGUAUUCAUUUAAAGUGUCGCUUUUGGUAACGUUUAAAAUGUCGCAAAAUUCAUUAGAAAGAACUGAAAAUGAGGAAAAAACGUUUCUCAAUAGAAACAGAGAUACACACGAUGACGAGGAGUGUUCGGGGAAUAAUAACGAAUUGGCUUUUGAAGAUGCUUUUGAAUUGACAGGUCAAGGAAAAUUCAAUUACGUGGUGCUGCUGACUUGCGGCCUCAUCAUGCUGAACGUCUCCAUGGAGUCUGUUGGCAUGAGCUACGUGAUCACAGCAGCUGAGUGUGAGCUUGAGCUGACCAGCGAGCAUAAGGGACUCAUCACGGCUGCAGCUUUUAUUGGGAUAAUAAGCACGUCUUUUCUCUGGGGUUACCUGGGUGAUCGUUUUGGAAGACGAGCGGUGAUGCUGCCGUCCAUGCUGGCCUCAGCUGUGUUAUCAAUAACGUCUUCAUUCUCCAUUAACGUCUGGAUGCUGUUAAUCUUGAGGAUACUGACUGGUUGCCUUGUAUCAGCUUCAAGUGCGACAGUUUACGCUUAUCUUGGAGAGUUGCACAUAAAGAGUAGGAGAGCAUCAGCCAUCGCCUGGGCAUCUGCCUUCAUCUCCUUCUCAUUCAUUAUACUUCCAGCUCUCGCAUGGAUUAUAAUACCAGGAAAAUGGUCAUGGUCCCUGUUUGGUUUUCCCAUCGUGCCCUGGCGAGUGUUCAUCUGGUCAUGGUGUGUUCCUGGUAUCAUAGCUGCUUGUAUUCUGGCCUGGCUACCAGAAAGCGCCAGGUAUCUUCUGUCAGCCAAGGGACCAGAUAAAGCCCUGCCUGUCCUCGCGAGGAUGUAUGCUUGUAAUAAGGGAAUGGGUGUCGAUAACUAUCCAGUUGAGCGAAUUAUAACAAGCAGUACGGAAGCGAAACAGAGCAGCGGUUUUGUUGGCGCGGUCAAAAACCUUACGCUUAUGUUUCAAGCGCCACUACUGCGCUGUGUUCUUAUAUCAAACACAUCGAUGUUUGCUGUUUUCAUGUUGUCCAGUGGGUUAUACAUGUGGGUCCCGGAUAUUCUGAACAGCGUAAUGAGUGACACAAGUGCGGAGGAUAUUACCAUAUGUCAGAUCAUCCACAACAAGUUCCAAGCAGCCAUGAAUGAAACGUUGGAAGAAGAGACUGGUCCGUGUCACAGCGAGGUGUCGGUGAAGGUGUUCCCUAUAUCGAUGGGGAUGGGUGUGGUAUUUGCAGUUACAUACAUGGCGAUAGGACUGUUAAUCUCAAGGAUUGGCAGGAAGACUCUGUACUGUUCAAUAAUGUUCGUCUGCGGCCUGGCGACAAUAAGUGCCGCUUUCGUGCCGCAGGCUGCCGGGGCGACAGCGCUGCUAAUCCUCGCCCUGUGUUCUGGGUGUGCUGCUUCCAUACUAGCUGCCAUUGCGGUCGACGUCUUCCCAACUUGCCUGAGAGCAAUGGCUAUGUGUGUGAUGUACAUGGUGGGCCGAACUGGUGCCGCCGUUGGCUCCAACAUCCUCGGGGCCACGCUCGAUAGACAUUGCCAACUUGCAUUCACAACCUUUGGAGUUUUUAUAUCAGGUUCUGUGAUAUUGAUGGUGUUUUGGCCAAAACCAGAGAAAGUUCGAGACGAAAUGGAGCAAAGAGGCCUAUCGUACUAAAAAUGGCUACUUACCUAUUAUAGACUGAAUUAAUAUUUUAUUAGCGACUCUAUUAGUUAUAAGCAACAGUAUAUUAAAUAAAUUGUGUAUAUCA